Messenger RNA from Scleropages formosus (Asian bonytongue), 2446 nucleotides. RefSeq names its product ddb1 and cul4 associated factor 11 (gene dcaf11). Gene Ontology annotation, molecular function: protein binding. The transcript has 15 exons. Gene Ontology annotation, biological process: proteasome-mediated ubiquitin-dependent protein catabolic process. Gene Ontology annotation, cellular component: Cul4-RING E3 ubiquitin ligase complex. NCBI's taxonomy places the organism in Eukaryota, Metazoa, Chordata, Actinopteri, Osteoglossiformes, Osteoglossidae. The record is from RefSeq and is a predicted model, not a curated record. Bases 270 to 1907 code for a protein of 545 amino acids.
UUCCGCGGACACUGUAAACAACAUGGCGUCGCGGAGCGGGCGCGCGGCCUAGGCGGGGGUGUCUUGAGAAGGGUACGGUCUCGCGGAGCAGCUCGUGGACAGGAACCGCGACCGUGUCGUAAAGAAGCUCAGCAGCAGCUUCAGCUUCAGAUUUUUCUCCUCGGGACGAAGUCUGUCUUGUAUGUUUGGUGCUUCGUUCGUUUGGCGGAGAGGUCGAGGGCAGAAGCGCGCAGAGCAGGAGGAGGACGAACAAACACGCCUUUUGGUCUAUGGGCUCUCGGUCCAGUUCUGGGAUGUCCGGUCGGGAGACCAGCGGCAACCCAGAUCAGUCGGAAUCAGGACCCAACCAGACGACCAACCAGCAGGGCCGCAGGCAGGCUGAGAGGCAAGCGGAGGAUUACCAGUCUUCAGCAGAAGACGACGUGGACUUAGCUCAAGUGCUGGCGUACUUACUUAGGAGGGGCCAGGUGCGUCUGGUCCAUGGGGGUGGGGCUACAGGACUUCAGCUCGUCCAGUCGUAUUCUGACUCGGACGAUGACAGUGACGGAGCCUGGGAAGGUCGUCUAGGAAACCGCUACAAUCCCCCUGUGGACUCCCAACCCGACACUCAGGAUGUGGAUCGGAGCGAGAUCCGAACUCAGAUCCUCCUGGCCACGGCCUCCUCAGCCUCCAAAGGCAAGCAGAGCUUUGCCCACAUGCUGAGAGAGAGGGAACAGGGGCGCUGCCUGGGCUCCAGUUUUUCUCACGGAGAAUGCAGUCGCAUUCGCUCACACUUCCUGCCCAACCAUGUGGCCCAUAAGGAGAUGUACCAUCAGAAGGCCUUCUGUGGAGUCUACAGUGAAGAUGGCAACAUGUUUCUGUCGGCCUGCCAGGAUCAGAACGUCCGGCUGUACGACACCAGCAGGGGCCGCUUCGCACUGAGGCGCACAGUGAAGGCGCGUGACGUUGGCUGGAGCGUGCUCGAUGUGUGCUUCACCCCCGACUCGAGCUGCGUGCUCUACUCCAGUUGGUCUGACUACAUUCAUGUUUGCAGUCUUACUGGAGACAACGAGACCCACACGGCUCUGGACCUCAAUCCGGAUGAGAGGAGGUUCUGUGUCUUCUCUCUUGCUGCAUCCUCAGAUGGGAAAGAAGUCUUGGGAGGAGCGAACGACGGCUGCCUGUACGUGUUCGACCGUGAGCAGAACAGGAGAACGCUCAAGAUUGAUGCGCAUGAGGAUGAUGUGAACGCAGUGGCGUUCGCUGACAGCUCAUCCCAGCUCCUGUUCUCGGGCAGCGAUGAUGCACUUUGCAAAGUGUGGGACAGGCGGACGCUCCAAGAGGACAGACCCCAGCCGGUGGGACAGCUGGCAGGACACAGGGACGGCAUCACUUUCAUACACAGCAAAGGAGAUGCACGGUAUCUGAUCAGCAACUCCAAAGACCAGUCAAUCAAGCUGUGGGAUGUGAGGAAGUUCUCCCCCAAGGAGGGCCUGGCUGCUUCCAGACUGGCUGUCACCCAGCAGAACUGGGACUACCGCUGGCAGCAAGUGCCCCAGAGAGCUCUAAAGAGGCACAAGCUGACAGGAGAUACCUCAGUGAUGACGUACCGCGGUCAUGGUGUUCUGCACACGCUCAUCAGGUGCCGCUUCUCCCCCGAGUUCAGCACAGGCCAGAGGUUCAUCUACACAGGCUGCUCCACUGGCAAAGUCGUCAUUUAUGACGUGCUGACUGGCAAGGUGGUCUCAAGGCUGUCCGACCACAAAGCCUGCGUGAGAGAUGUCAGCUGGCACCCUUACCAGGACAACAUUGUCAGCAGCUCUUGGGAUGGAGGGGUGCGGCUCUGGGAGCACAGACAGACUCACCCGCUGGACAAGGAGAGGGGCAGGGAGCGGCUGCACGAUAGGGUGGAAGAGGACAAGUGGUGACCCCCACCCUCCCCAAUUGGCUUUCUGUUGCGUGAAUGUUUGUAAUUGCAAAUCUACUGAUUAUACAUGGUGCCAUCACUGGAAUGGAAAUAUUGAACAGGUAUCACUUUCUUUAGCUGAAUCGAGGGAUUGUUGGACACGGCUGGGACUUUACAACUCGCCAGUCAUGAGCAGGAGUCCCCAACUAUGCAGCACUUCACAAACAUACCGAAAAGUGUAUAUAGUUUCAAGAAUCAGUAUACAAAUUGUUCCACAAUGUUUUGUUUUGCUUUGUGUUAAAGCAUUGGCCAAAUAGUUGAAAUACGAGAAGUAUUGUUGUUCAAACAUUACAGGAAAUGUGCACAGGAGCAAAACAAAAAGAAAUGUGAAAAAGUCAUUUCAUGUAAUCUUUUGCAGAAAUAUUUUGUAAACAAAUGUAAAAAAAAAAAUCUAGCUUAAAGAUUUGAAUGUAUGUCUGUGUAUUAAAGCUGAGUGGGAUUUGAGGUGAGGAUCAGUGUGAAUGUACAUGACUUACGGUGUUUCCAUCAGUGUCUGUUUCA